AUGCGAGUUUUUCCUUUUGUAGUAAGACAGGGCACUGUUUUGUUGGUCCGGGCGGGCCUCGCACCAUCUUCAAGAUUUCUCCAUGCUGCCUCCGAAGGUGUUCCACCGGCAAAAUGCUCGGUCCCCUUCAUGAAACUUUUUUAUGUCCUCUAUUCUAUACAAUUCAUAGAUGACGAGCCGGUUGGCGAGCUGGAUGACGAGCCGGUUGACGAGCUGGAUGACGAGCUGGAUGACGAGCUGGUUGACGAGCUGGUUGACGAGCUAGUUGAUGAGCCAGAUGACGAGCUGGAAAUGCUUGAUAGGAUGGGCAAGACAAUAAUAUCUUCUUAA
Molecule: messenger RNA, 330 nt
Organism: Fusarium poae
Lineage: Eukaryota; Fungi; Ascomycota; Sordariomycetes; Hypocreales; Nectriaceae
Exons: 5
Coding region: 1-330 (109 amino acids)
Source: RefSeq, a predicted model, not a curated record